GACCACCUAUGGCUCUACUCAACACUACGUAAGUAUACCACCGGGGCAGAAAUUCCACGAGAGAGAGGAAGGGUUGUUGAAAAUGAACAGCACGAGCACCUCAGGAGUAGGUGGUGGUGGUGGAGGAGGAGGAAGGUCAUGGGCUUCGGCAACAUCAGUAUCAGCAUCAGGUAAGAGGAUAAGAAAGGAAAUGUUGGAAUUCAACAGUGAACCUCCUCCUGAUUGUUCUGCUGGUCCUAAAGGUGACAAUCUCUACCAGUGGAUUUCCACCAUUUUUGGUCCUCCAGGAUCACCAUAUGAAGGAGGUGUAUUUUUUCUUGAUAUUACAUUUCCAGCCGAUUAUCCAUUCAAACCCCCAAAGGUAGUAUUCAAAACUCGGAUAUAUCACUGCAAUGUCGAUCUUAAUGGAAAUAUCAGCUUGGAUAUCUUAAAAGACAGCUGGAGUCCAGCUCUUACAAUCUCAAACGUGCUAGUUGCGAUCAGAUCAAUGUUUACGAAUCCCAAUCCUUAUAACCCACUUGUCUCGGGUGUUGCUCACUUGUACUUGGAAGAUAGAACUAAACACGACGAAAUAGCAGCAGCAUGGACAGUGCGUUUUGCAAGGUAAAGUCUGAUGAUAAAUGUCGAAAUGGAUGAAGUAACUCAAAUCUUUCAUGUACACAAGAAGGAAGAAAUUUAUCCUCCUGAAACUUUUAUGUAUCCUUCUCCCAUCUGUGUAAGAUUGGAGCUCAUUGCGAGUUCUUGAGAUCUACAUUUUGGCAGCCAACUCAAGUGUUUAUAAUAUACAUUUUUCUGUUUGAUGAAGAACUCCUUGAAUAUGAGUAUAUUUUUGUUUUC
Papaver somniferum (opium poppy) is the source of this 837-nucleotide messenger RNA. RefSeq names its product constitutive photomorphogenesis protein 10-like. Gene Ontology annotation, cellular component: nucleus. Gene Ontology annotation, biological process: protein polyubiquitination. The record is from RefSeq and is a predicted model, not a curated record. The transcript has 4 exons. NCBI's taxonomy places the organism in Eukaryota, Viridiplantae, Streptophyta, Magnoliopsida, Ranunculales, Papaveraceae. Bases 83 to 607 code for a protein of 174 amino acids. Gene Ontology annotation, molecular function: ubiquitin conjugating enzyme activity.